UGUACACCAGCCUUCUCAUUGACCAUACCAUUAAUGAACUCCCUCAACAUGUCAGCGGCUCGAUCUACACUUCAAAGAGCGACCAGGGCAGUGGCUGCUCAGCCAAUAGCCUCAUCCUCUGCGCCUGCGAGGGCCUUCGCUACAGCAGCUUCCUGCCAUGGCCUUCGCCACCAGAGAGCGCCUGCAGCGGCAGCGCCACUGCCUCGCUUUACGGCGCCGCUCUCAUACAGGCCUCUCCAACGUGGCUUCCACACCUCCCAGCCUCGGUCGAUGUUCAUUCAGACAGAAUCGACACCGAACGAGGACUCACUGAAGUUCCUGCCGGGUCAGCAAGUCAUGAACAGCGGCACUGCAGAGUUCCUCGACUCUCGUGACUCGAUGCGCUCCCCACUAGCCAAGACUCUCUUUGGGCUGGAUGGUGUUCGCUCAGUAUUCUUUGGCCCUGACUUUGUGACCGUAUCAAAGGUGACGGAUACCAAUUGGGGAACGCUCAAGCCCGAGAUCUACUCGACGCUCAUGGAGCACUUUACUGCUGGUCACCCGCUCUUUGCCGAAGAGGGCGACCAUGGUUCCAGCGAUACGACUAUCCUUGAUAGCGAUAGCGAAACUGUGGCCAUGAUCAAGGAGCUGCUAGACACCCGUGUCAGGCCGGCGAUCCAGGAGGAUGGAGGUGAUCUGGAAUUCAGAGGCUUCGGUGAAGAUUCGGAUGGGCUGGUCAGGGUGAAGCUGAAGGGCAGCUGCAGAGGUUGCGACAGCAGUACAGUCACACUGAAGAGUGGUAUUGAGAGGAUGCUGAUGCACUACAUCCCAGAAGUCAAGGGAGUCGAGCAGGUCCUUGACGUCGAAGAGGAGAUUGCUCUGGACGAGUUCUCCAAGCUGGAGCAGAAGUUGAAUCGUGACAAGGAGAGUGAAAGGAAGCGCGAGAGCUCAAUGGGCUUCUCCGUGUAAAAGAGAGCCUUGUAGUGUCCCUUUGCGCAGCGUCUUCUUCUUCGUGUACACAUAGUGGUUUACUUCAUUUGAGAAAGGCAAUGCUACCCAUACCCUUUUCGC
Molecule: messenger RNA, 1050 nt
Organism: Microstroma glucosiphilum
Lineage: Eukaryota; Fungi; Basidiomycota; Exobasidiomycetes; Microstromatales; Microstromataceae
Product: HIRA-interacting protein 5
Exons: 3
Coding region: 337-948 (203 amino acids)
Biological process (GO): iron-sulfur cluster assembly
Cellular component (GO): mitochondrion
Molecular function (GO): iron ion binding; iron-sulfur cluster binding
Source: RefSeq, a predicted model, not a curated record